Messenger RNA from Cetraspora pellucida, 228 nucleotides. The record is from the annotation of a GenBank genome assembly. Lineage: Eukaryota; Fungi; Glomeromycota; Glomeromycetes; Diversisporales; Gigasporaceae.
AUGUCUGCCACUAAGUCUAGUGCUACAAAACAAUAUAGUAUUGAUAGGUCCACAGUAAGCAACAUUUUACGAGAUAAAGAUAAAUAUCUUCAUUCUCAAAAUAUUCCUGUUUCUCAGAACAUACUCAAAACCAAAGCACUUUCUAUAUAUAAACAGCUUAAAGAUGGUGAUAUAAAAUUUCUCUCUAUAUUUGAGGCAUCUAACAGUUGGGUGUUUGGAUUUCAGUGA